This is a messenger RNA of Alosa alosa (allis shad), 2245 nucleotides long. RefSeq names its product purine nucleoside phosphorylase 6 (gene pnp6). Gene Ontology annotation, biological process: nucleoside metabolic process. Gene Ontology annotation, molecular function: purine-nucleoside phosphorylase activity. Lineage: Eukaryota; Metazoa; Chordata; Actinopteri; Clupeiformes; Clupeidae. The coding region runs from base 238 to 1098 and encodes 286 amino acids. Gene Ontology annotation, cellular component: cytoplasm. The record is from RefSeq and is a predicted model, not a curated record. The transcript has 6 exons.
AAUUGGAUUAGAAUAGCGGAUCCUUUCAAAGAAACCGCUAGCCCAAGACUCCUCCUCCGUCACGCCACCACCAUGCCUAUAGUCCGUCGUCAAGCCUGUGUAGGCUAAUGAACGCGCCCUCCCCUGCGCCUAGUAACUGACGUAGCAGAGGCUACGGUCGAAACGGUGGUAGUGAAGUCACAGUGCUGAAACAAACCGUAGCUUACGCUGAAGCCACCCUCGCCAUCAUCCGUGGACAUGUCGGCAUCCAACGAAUGCAGGUAUAAAUAUGAGGAGUGCAAGGAUACAGCUGACUGGCUGCUGUCACGGAUACCACAGAGGCCCACGGUAGCCAUCAUCUGUGGCUCAGGCCUGGGAGGGCUAGCUGACCUAUUGGAGAACAGACAUAUAUUUCCUUACCAGGACAUCCCCAACUUCCCCAAAAGCACAGUGCAAGGACACGCAGGUCAGCUUGUCUUUGGGGAGCUGAGAGGGAAGCAGUGUGUCUGCAUGCAGGGUCGCUUCCACUUCUAUGAGGGUUACAACAUCACCACGGUAACCUACCCAGUGCGAGUGUUCUUCCUGCUGGGGGUGGAGAUUCUAAUUGUGACCAAUGCUGCUGGUGGGCUGAAUCCUGAGUUCAGCGUGGGGGACAUUAUGAUGAUUAAAGACCACAUAAACAUGCCCGGGUUUGCAGGCCAGAACCCACUAUGUGGACCCAAUGAUGAGCGUUUCAGCGUGCGCUUCCCCUGCAUGUCGGAUGCGUACGACAAGGACCUCGCCCACCUGGCGCAGGAGGCGGCCGAGGAGCAGGGCUGCACCUCCUACAUCCGGCACGGCGUCUACUGCAUGCUGACGGGGCCCACCUUCGAGACCAUCGCGGAGUGCCGGGUGCUGCAGAUGCUGGGCGCCGACGCCGUGGGAAUGAGCACUGUCCCGGAGGUGGUGGUUGCCCGCCAUUGCGGCCUACGCGUCUUUGGCCUGUCGCUCAUCACAAACAAAGUUGUCACCGACUACGACAGCAAGGAGCGGGCCAACCACGAGGAGGUCCUAGAGACCACCCGUAUGCGCACUGAGGACCUUCAAAGGCUGGUCAGCCACUUAGUGGGGAAACUGUAGCCCUUUUGGAGUCAGUCAAUCACCUCCUAGUUCACUAUGAAUGAAUGAAUGUAUGUAACAAUAUAAAAGUAUAUGAAGCAGAAAACGUGGUAGAAAUGGACAAUUUGAUGUAGAAUGUUAUCUAUAAAAAGAAGAGUUGCACUAGGCAUUGGGAAUUAUUAUGGCUUUACUUAAUUUUUGUGAUGGCUAAUGGUAAUCUAUUUAAUGGGCAGAACUGUGCACUGAUGGCUUCUUAGCUUAUUUUGACACUUUGGGAUGAUUUUCUCCUGAUAUCCUCUUAACAAAGAAAUUUACUUUGCUAUUCAACACUGUUGCUAAUUGGUUCAGCCUGUUACACCGGGCUUUUUCCAACUCAGACUUAAAUUGAACACAGCAUGUGUGUGUGUGUGUGUGUGUGUGUGUGUGUGUGUGUGUGUGUGAGAGAGAGAGAGAAAUUGGGGGAGGGGGGCUUAAUUAACUCAUGCUAUUUCCAUCUUACUUGACUUUUAUGAAAUUGUUUAAGGAUAAUCUCAAACAUAGAUAAGUUUGUCAAUCAUGUAAUUUACCUCUUGUUUCACCCUAAAUGUUUGGGGGUUCCAUACCAAUGAUGACGGAUCACGUCUGCCUUGACAACUGCAAGAAAUUUCAGGCAACAUUCAAGGAAGUUUUUAUGUUUAUUGUAAAUUCAUCAUGUUUGUGUGGACAGUGUGAUCAAAUCUACAUGAUGGGUGCUUGUUUGUUGGGGUGGGGGGCAACUUUAGACAGGAGCAUUCCUAGGUUUGUGGUUGUCAUCUGGUAAAUUCCUAUUUCCAUCCCAAAACUUGAAUGGCAGGUGUAGGCAGAUAUACCACACCGUAUUGCACCAGGAUUAAUAGCAGCUCUUUUGUACUUGUGUAUUGCAGUAAUAAUGUUUGGCCAGUGUUCUAUUGCAGGUGCUUGUUUGAAUGUCAUGUUGGCAAGUGUUCGCAACCUGCAUAUUACCUUCUCAGAGACUGUAUUGAAUAGUGAAGAAUUAUUCUAUUUUCUUUACGAACAAAAACAGAGCACAAAUACUAUGUAGAAUCUUACUUUAUUUUCUCAAGAAAGUGCUAAUGGAAAAUGUGUAGAAGUCCUAAGUCAAAGCCUGUGUUUUAAUCAAAGCUGCAUUUAAAUAAACUAGACAUGGUAU